Messenger RNA from Rhizoctonia solani, 1668 nucleotides. RefSeq lists its product as uncharacterized. Bases 1 to 1668 code for a protein of 555 amino acids. Lineage: Eukaryota; Fungi; Basidiomycota; Agaricomycetes; Cantharellales; Ceratobasidiaceae. The transcript is spliced from 3 exons. The record is from RefSeq and is a predicted model, not a curated record.
AUGGCCUCUCCCAGCCACGAGGAUCACACCGACCUCGAGUCGCUCUUUGGUGAUGGCGAGUACCAGGACGAGGCCGAGAGUGAGCCUCAAGCUACUCAGAAGCGCUCGAUGAUACAAUUUCCUCGGGCUGCUGUCUUAUCACAAAACGUGGGGACCAUUGCACCCUCUUCGGUCCCUAGCUCAACUGAACACACUCAUUCUUCUGGGCGCUUGUCCAGUCAUAGCAUUUCCCCAGCGAUGAGCACAGUCUCAAAGGUCUAUUCCCACAAUAAUAAACGAGACGCGUCGCCGGGUCCCGGUCCACAGACCAAAAGGCGACGCGUUGAUAUGGGAGGUCGUGCUUCCGUUGAUAAUCGCAAAAGUAUUCUUGAAAACUUAGGGUUGGCGGUAGGAACUACCAAUACCUUGACACAAGCAAAAUUGAAGUCGGUAGCUGGACUCUUGGCUCCACCAACAAAUUUGUCUCGGCAUGCGCCUCGAAGCUCGAAAGGAAAGGUCAAUCUUCCAGUGCAUUCCAACGCGCCCACGAUUACUUCAGGAACUGGUACUGCCACAGACCCAGUCAUCAUUCCGGACGAACCCCCUAGUCAAUUGUCAUCCACCAUACCCCUAGGAGCUACUCGGCGCAUCACCCGUUCGCAAGAGGCUCACAUAUUGCUCAACGCACUACCAGACGACCCUUCCGAUGUUCUCACCCAAACCCUGCGGACUAUCUUGAAGACACCUACCGCCAUUCCUCGUGGCCGAACUAGUAUUUCCCGUGACACUGCGGUAUAUCUAGCCAAUGGACGGCUGACUGGUACCCCAUUUUUACGUUUAUUACGCCACCUGGCUAGCCCAGCUCGAAGCAAUAAUCCGGCGCUUGGACUGACACUGCUCAAGAAAUUAGUCGAAGCAAUGCGUGCUACAGAAGAUGCGACUUCCAAGUCAGCGUCAUCUGCUGCUUCUACCCCCAUGCCCGCUACUCCCGAUACUCCCACCACUACCACAUUCGUUCCGCACGACGGGUCAGGCCUUAAUUGCCCUACCGAACAAGUAUUUGAACCAAGUCUCUUCUCUGACGUCGAAGCUUCUGCCAUGGAGCUGGGUGAUCUACCUCCCUCAACAAUCACUGAGGUUGACCAAACCGUCCCGAUGGAUAUCGUUAUAGACCCGGAAUUGCUUGCCCUAUCCAGUAAUCCGGGCUAUCUACAACCCCCAAAUGCCUCCCAAAACUUUGACAACUUUGAUGUUGAUUUGGAAGAGCUAUUCCGAGCUUUGCCUUCAGGAUCUGACAACACGGCGUCCACCAAUGAACCGAUGCCCAUGCUUGAACCUCUGGCUUCUGAUUCUUCCAUUGACUGGGCCGGUUGGGCUCCCGAAGAGCAGCUUUUCCCCACAGAUCUUAUCCAAAGUGGUCAGACUCUCUCGACCCCGAUUUCAGGUAUACAAGAGCCUGAGCAAUCUACUCGUUCGAUUUCGGAGCAAGAGCUAAAACAGCAAGCCACUUCGGCUGGAACAGCGCGCAUCCCAACUAGAGCCGAGGCGGCCGCCCUGCUGGAACGGGCUCGCGCUCGCAAAAAAGAACUGGAACAAAAGCUCCUUGCGGCAAGACGCCAGCUGUGGGGUUGCAAAAUUGAAGCUGGUGUAGAACGGAACGUCCUAGAAGCGUUGAAGAGAGAACGGUAG